This is a messenger RNA of Cloeon dipterum, 1574 nucleotides long. RefSeq names its product exosome complex component MTR3-like. The coding region runs from base 121 to 960 and encodes 279 amino acids. Gene Ontology annotation, cellular component: cytoplasmic exosome (RNase complex); nuclear exosome (RNase complex); nucleolus. The record is from RefSeq and is a predicted model, not a curated record. Lineage: Eukaryota; Metazoa; Arthropoda; Insecta; Ephemeroptera; Baetidae. The transcript is spliced from 4 exons. Gene Ontology annotation, biological process: nuclear mRNA surveillance; poly(A)-dependent snoRNA 3'-end processing; rRNA catabolic process.
GCACGGCACGCUCAGGGCACAAUCGCUCACCGUUGAUCUGCUGUUGACCAACGCCAACUACAUAACUUACAUUGUAGUUUUUUUCUAACGAUACCAAUACCAAAACAAGAAAUUCGUAAAAUGCCUGUGGACCAUAGACGCAUUCAGGGCCCAGAAUGCAGUGAAGACUAUCGCAAGCCGAAAAAUCUUGAUGCGGCUCUGCUGAAGAAAGGCGGCAGACGGGCUGACGGCAGAAAAUGCGGCGAACAGAGAAAGAUUUUUUUGAAGCCGGGAGUAGUUUCUCAAGCCAAAGGUUCAGCCUACAUCGAAUUAGACCACACGAAAGUGAUUUGCUCGGUCUUCGAUCCACGAGAAAAAGCUAGUCGCAACGUCGAACAGCAAACCGUGAGGGGCGAAAUUUUCUGCGAGUUCAAAUUCGCAUCAUUUAGUGGUGUUCAAAGAAGAAGUCACCAGCAAGAGGCUGACGACAAAGAAUAUUCCCUGCUGCUCAAAAAUGCAUUAGAGCCUGCAGUGUGUCUUCAUGAAUUCCCCAAUUUCCAAGUUGACGUGCAAGUGCUGGUGCUGCAGGACGAUGGUUCAAGUUUAGCUGCCGCCAUAACUUGUGCUGGUUUGGCCCUGGCAGACGCAGCCGUUCCCAUGUACGACCUUCCUGUGGGUCUGUCAAAGGCCUUUACUGGAGAUACAGAGUUUUAUGACCCCACAGGAGCAGAAGAAAGACUGUGUCUUAGGGGAGUUGACGGUGAGAGUGACCACGGUGUGUUUACAGUCGGCUUUCUUCCCACCUUCAAUCAGGUUAGCCAGCUUUUCCACUCAGGCCACAUCUCACCUGACCGAUUCGAAAAGAUGAUAUCUGAAGUGGGAACUCUUGCUGCGGAAGUGCACAAAGCCGUGCAGGCAAUUCUUUUGUCUGCGGUGAAGAGUUCAAUUGACAGUUCUAAUAAUUCGAAGUUAUUAUUGUGAGUGAUUAAAAAUUUAACGCAGGAAAAGAUCCAAUAUUUUAUUUUUUACUUCUUGGUUGAUGGUGAUUGAAACUGAAUAAGUAUAAUCAAAUAUGUUGUGGCUGUACCUGCAAUCUGAUUUAUUUUUAUUUUAAUUAAGUGGUUAUCAUUAUUUAAGCAUCAGCUCACUGUGUGCAGUAUAGACAAGUUGAGUUCGGCGAAUCCAUGCAGUGAAAGGGAUAUUUUGUUUUGCAGGAUUUGUCUUGAGAACUGUUCAAUCUGGCACAUCAUUUUCAAUUUAUGAAUCCAACUGAUAGUGAAAUUACCUCGUUAAUAGCAAGUUCCGGAAGGUGUCUAGAUUUAAUUUUCUGUAAUAAUGCGCCACAUUUAUUUGCCUGAAGAUUGAAAGAGAAAAACAGCAUUAAAUCAAAAGAUUUCUCAAACACUAUAUUUGCCUCCUGAAUCGAGUUGUCAGUAACCCAAGAACUGAACACCAGUCGCAGGGAAAGCAGAAUAAGCCACGCAGCGCCGUUUAUCAAUGUUGUGACUUGCCAGGCACCGUCAUCUAAAUCAGGGCUCAAGGCACUGCUCACCAUGAAGUAGAGCAGGAAAAUUAUUGCCAAGGACGAGUAGACU